AUGGUUGUCCCGGCCUUGGCCGGCUUGAUAUGUCCGCCUCCCGUUGGCCCCCUACCGACUCGAUCCGCAUCAAAUUGGGCUUCACCAGUCCGGGCCUAUUGUUGUACCCGGGCCUCACUUAUUGGUGGCCCUCGCCCCCCUCCCCGCCUUGUUGCACUUGCUUAUACAAAUCUCGAUGCUUCGCUCUCGCUAGCCGCCGUCCCUCCCGCUUCGCUCGGUCCCUCACUUCGUCGAGCUAGUAGCUUCCACGGUAUGGUUUCGGUCUACUUGAUUGUUUGUGUGGGCUCGGCUUCGGUUUGGUUAGGUUUAGGUGGUAUUGGCUUUGGUCCGGUUCGUCGAGCUCCUUACGCUCUCUCGGUUAAUUUGUUUUUUGGGUACUAUCCCUCAGUUGUUUUGCCUCCGGUUGUCUCUACCUUGGCUAGCUCGAUUAGUCCGCCUUCUCUUGUUCUUCUAACUCGCCGCACUGCUUCGGAUGCUCGCUUUGUGUUGGCUCCCCCAACCCCCUCCCCCGUGGCUUUUCCGCCCGGCCUUGACCCUCUGCCUCGCCUUUUGCUUACGCUCCCGCUAGCCGUUGUCCAUCUCUUAUCAUGCGGUCUCUUCUUUCGUCCAGCUUUGUGGAUAGCCGAGCCCCGCCGCCCUUUGCUCCGUGAGCCGCCUGUGCGGUCAAGCCGAGUUGUAGCCGCUGGCCCCGCUAGCCCCUAUUCCUGCUAUCGUCGUUAA
This is a messenger RNA of Dovyalis caffra, 720 nucleotides long. The record is from the annotation of a GenBank genome assembly. Lineage: Eukaryota; Viridiplantae; Streptophyta; Magnoliopsida; Malpighiales; Salicaceae.